AUGGCCGCAAUCAAUGCAUCGAUCCCGGUGAACGCGAUAAACUACACGGUCAGUGCAAAUCUGAACUCGAUGAUGCUUUUCAGCUUUCUGAUUGGAAUAUACACAAUGGUUUAUGGAGGAACAAUGUAUCUAUACAACUUCGCUGUCGAGUGGUACUGGCUAAGUUGGCCCCUUGUCCAGAAUGGAGAUACUCGAGCCACGACAUUUCAGGCAACACUCGACAUUCCAGUAUGGGUGUAUCUAAUCGAUAAUGUUAUGUUCGACCUUGUUCUUGUCGUCUCAGAUGGACUGCUCAUACCUGAAGUGAGAACAAUUGUAGCGCUAGCUCUUACUGACAUCGUUCUCGAUGGCAUUAUCUCAGAGUACACUACUGAAACCAAAGCACUGUUAACCAACAACAUUCAAACCGCAGGAGGGUUCUUAUCCCUAGCAAUUAUCGAAUCAUCCUCCAUCUAUACACUGGGUCUCCUUGUAUAUGCCCUCACGCUAUCAAUUCCUGUAUUUUCUGAUGUUAUGUCGCCUACGCUCGAGGUGGUGUACUACAUUGCAACACUGCUAUUCAUUGUCGCGGGAAUGGCACCUACAGCUAUGGUCGCUAGACUGGCACUUCCACCUCGAGAAGUCGCUGAAUCAUCUGAUCUGAUAACCCAUAUAUCUGGGACUGAUUCCAUAUCGGAAAGAGGGAAUAGAGGAGAAGAAUGUCUGCAGGUUGGUGAUGGAGAGCAGAUCGAGGCAAUGUCACUCAAUCAACAUUUACACGGCCUUGAGAUUCCAACAGACAACGAAGAACAACUCUAG
Messenger RNA from Psilocybe cubensis, 798 nucleotides. RefSeq lists its product as uncharacterized. The transcript is spliced from 6 exons. The coding region runs from base 1 to 798 and encodes 265 amino acids. The record is from RefSeq and is a predicted model, not a curated record. NCBI's taxonomy places the organism in Eukaryota, Fungi, Basidiomycota, Agaricomycetes, Agaricales, Agrocybaceae.